This is a messenger RNA of Erigeron canadensis, 1812 nucleotides long. Its product is annotated as probable protein phosphatase 2C 40. Gene Ontology annotation, molecular function: protein serine/threonine phosphatase activity. Bases 263 to 1684 code for a protein of 473 amino acids. Gene Ontology annotation, biological process: protein dephosphorylation. The record is from RefSeq and is a predicted model, not a curated record. NCBI's taxonomy places the organism in Eukaryota, Viridiplantae, Streptophyta, Magnoliopsida, Asterales, Asteraceae. The transcript has 5 exons.
CACCAUCCAAUAUUUGAUUCUUCGCCUGUUAAAACUCUCUUUUAAACCCCUCCAAUCUUUCACUGAUUUCUAUUGCAAUCUUGACUCCUUUUUGCAUAAAGUUCCAAUCUUUAUUCUGGGCUCUGAAUUGUUCUUCAAGGAGGCAUUUUGCCAGGAAGUUGGUGGGCUCAUCAUGAACUAAGGGUCUAUUUUCUCUGACUUAACUCAGCUUGGGAUUUGACGACAUUCACCUUACAAUUUAUCCUCAGCUCACCGAAUUGAAAUGAUGCGUGAAAAAUCAAUUCUUGACCCUGGUGGAGAAAUAGAAGUAAGUUUUGGCUAUCAGUGUAGUACAACUGAUGGAUAUGAUAUUCCUUCUGGAAAAAAACUUGAAAGAAAUAAUAGUUCAUUUUCUUGCCUCUCUGGAGCUGCCAUAAGUGCCAAUGCAACAUUAGCCAACACAAAUAUUUGCAAUGGGUUAAUUAGCUCAGAAAUUCUUCCAUCACUAGAUUCCCCAAAGUCAUUUAGAAGAAUUCCCUCUUCGCCGUCAUUCACAAAACUAGAUUUACUAUCAUCUUCCUUCCAAAGUGGCAUGUCUUAUCUGAGUUGCAGCCCGUCUACCCCUGAAAACCUUGAAUUUGAUUCUUUAUUAUCAAAACCCUUGAGUGCACCUUCAAGAAGCGAAGAUUUUCUAAAUGCAGUUGAAGUACAAGUGGCUGGCGGUGCUGCUGGAGAAGAUAGAGUUCAGGCGGUUUGUUCUGAGGAAAAUGGUUGGCUUUUUUGUGCUAUUUAUGAUGGAUUUAAUGGGCGAGAUGCAGCUGAUUUUCUAGCAGGCACUUUUUAUGAAACAAUUAGGUGUAAUUUGAAUUCAUUGGAUAUGGAAUUUGAUUAUUUUCGUGGAGAUGACCACAUAGGGAGGCCUAAAAAUAGAGUUCUUGAUAGCUUAGAACGUUCUCUUAAUCAAGCCGAAAAUGAUUUUCUAUAUAUGGUUGAGCAAGAAAUGGAGGAUAGGCCAGAUAUAGUGUCAGUGGGGUCUUGUGUAUUGGUCGGGCUUUUGCAAGGGAAGGAUUUAUACAUAAUGAAUUUAGGUGAUAGUAGAGCAGUUUUAGCCACAGAUGAUGACGAAACAAAGAUUGAUGAAUUUAAGGGUUUGAAAGCGGUGCAGUUAACAGAUAGUCAUACAGUUGACAAUGAAGCUGAAAGGAAGCAAGUUGUUAGUGAACAUCCUGAUGAUCCGAAGACAAUUGUGCAUGGAAAAGUAAAAGGAAAAUUGAAGGUUACUCGGGCAUUUGGAGUUGGUUAUUUGAAAAAGAAAGUUUUGAACGAUGCUUUGAUGGGUAUUCUUCGGGUUCGUAACCUUCUAAGUCCUCCAUAUGUCACUGUACAACCAUCACUAUGUAUGCACGAAGUUUCAAGCUCCGAUCACUUUGUAAUACUUGCGAGUGAUGGUUUAUUUGAUUUCUUCACAAAUGACGAAGUUGUGAAGCUUGUCCAUUCCUACAUAUCCAGAAAACCGUUUGGGGAUCCGGCAAAAUAUCUAUUAGAGCAGCUUGUACUCAAAGCCGCUAGUUCUGCAGGUUUCAGUACGGAAGAGUUGAUGAGCGUUCCUGCUGGCAGGAGGAGAAAAUAUCACGAUGAUGUGACUGUCAUUGUUAUAAUUUUAGGUACAAAUAAACGCACUUCAAAGGCUUCAACGUGCAUAUAAUUUGUUUCCAUCAAGAUAGUUACUAGCUAGUCCUGUACAGUUUUGCAUUCAAUAACAUUAUUUUGCAUCGUCUAGUCUAUUGUUUGUUUUUGGAUCUUAGUAUAUUAGUAAAUAUAUUUUGUUAUGAA